AUGGAAGGCGAGUAGUUAUAAUAAGAAGGAACUAAAAUUUAAUCAAAAAGCAAGCCUAUAGAUCCUGAAUUUAAUUUAGAUGAUGAAAAGGAAGCAUAAUAUGUGGAAGCGAGAGCUUUAGAAGAUCAACCUUAAAUAAAUUUAAAUGCUUUACCAACUAGACUUUAUCUUGAAAAAGCAAUUCUUCCUACUGUAUACUAAGCAUUAGAGGCUUUAGAAAAAGAAAGACCAAUUAAUCCUAUAGAAUUCUUUUCAUAUUAUCUAAUUACACAUAAUCCUUAUUCUUAAUAACAUGCUAAAGUACCCUUAAACAGUUAAGAAUCAAAACCUGUUAUAGCUCCAACUUAGGCUGAAAUUAAAUGA
Molecule: messenger RNA, 363 nt
Organism: Tetrahymena thermophila SB210
Lineage: Eukaryota; Ciliophora; Oligohymenophorea; Hymenostomatida; Tetrahymenidae
Product: Dpy-30 motif protein
Exons: 1
Source: RefSeq, a predicted model, not a curated record